Stylophora pistillata is the source of this 3526-nucleotide messenger RNA. RefSeq names its product G patch domain-containing protein 1. Lineage: Eukaryota; Metazoa; Cnidaria; Anthozoa; Scleractinia; Pocilloporidae. Gene Ontology annotation, molecular function: RNA binding. The record is from RefSeq and is a predicted model, not a curated record. Gene Ontology annotation, cellular component: nucleus. Gene Ontology annotation, biological process: mRNA processing.
AUGGCGGAUAGCGACGACGAUACGCUUGCAAGUUUUGGAACGCCGUUUGAGCCUUUAGAAGAAGACGCCCCUCGAAAAAAAGCUACCCCCAUUCACGAUCAAAUUGUUACAGAUACUGAAGGGAGAAGACGAUUUCAUGGCGCAUUCACGGGCGGUUUUUCAGCCGGAUAUUUUAACACGGUGGGGACGAAAGAGGGAUGGCAGCCCUCGACUUUUGUCUCUUCUCGCUCCAAAAAAGGCGAACAAAGACAGCAAAGGCCAGAGGAUUUAAUGGAUGAUGACGAUAUGGGAGAGUUCGGAAUCGCUCCCAAAAGAAUCGCAACCAAAGAACAGUUUUUGUCUUGGGAAAGAGGGCUUGAAAAUCGUCGCAAACGAAUGGUGACUUCUGAUGAUUCAGAGAGAGUUAUACCAGGGGUACCUCCACUACAGGAUCUAGUGGUGCCGGUGAAAAUGUCCGUGGGGGUUGAGCUGCUGAAGAAGAUGGGGUGGAAGGAAGGACAAGGAGUUGGACCACGUGAGCGAAGGGCAAGGAAAAAGGCUUUUGGUGUUGGUGCAUUUGAAGAGGCAGAUGACAACAUCUAUGCAGUAGAUCAAAUGUCUAAUUAUGACACUGAAUUAGGAGGGGAUACCAGCUCUGGACUACAUGGUUGGACUGGCCCUCAAAAAGAAAAUUCUAGAGGAGGCGCCUUGUCGAUUUUCACUACAAGACCAAAAGCCACGGAUGCACUCAAAACCUUUUCACCCCCGGUUGUCCCUCGUCAUUUUGAUUGUACCCACAAGUUCGACGAUUCCAAAACUGGUCAGAAAUCCUCCGAAGAAGGUCUGAACAAGAAGAAGGUUUUGACUGCGACGGAAAGAGGAGAAAUGCUGGGGGAAGAACCACUCCCGGCUCCAAAGAAAUCUGUGUUUGAGUUUCUUUCUGAAGAGGACAAGAAACGAGUGUUAUCUGCUUCGAAAAGUGAAAUAUCGAAGCCCUCCGGUAAAAUACCGUCGAAAGAAGCGAGUUCUUCAAGAAAUGAUUUCUCGCAAAAGAGUGCAUCCACUUUCAGAUGGUCUGGCCAUAGCAGUUUUAAACCGUUUGUCAAAGAUCCCACGAAACAGGCGCGCUAUGAAGAAUUUUUAAAAGGCAAACAAGGAGAGCAAGCUUCUCCACAGUUACAUGGCAGUGGCUUAACGGAGUGGGAAAGAGAACGCGAAAGGGAAGAAUUUUUCCGUUCUGCAUCCUUGUACAAACCAAUGAAUUCCACAAUGGCGGCCAGAUUUACGACUGCGAAACAGCCAGAUGAUCACAGAGUGGUGUACGAAGAAGUACCCGCUCAAGAAUCUGCAGAUUCUUCCGAGCAGGCACAGGCAGCUUCUAUGAAAAUGUUUGGAAAACUAACUCGUGAUAACUUCGAGUGGUAUCCUGAUAAUGUUUUAUGUAAAAGGUUCAAUAUUCCGAACCCCUAUCCGGAAUCCCGCGUCGUAGGGGUCCCGAAGGUACGAAAGCCGAAGUUCACACUCGGAGAUUUCAUUGUACCUCGAGAACCUCGUGCAGUUACUUUCGAGCACUCGACAUCUAGUGCUAACAAUGAUGACAAGUCCGGAAGCUCUACGGAAACGGUCAGUGGAAUAGAUCGUCAGCCGAAGCCUUCCGAUUUAAAGUCGGUUAGCUCUGAUACACUUACGAAAACAGCUAUUGCGCCUUCUAUAGUAAGAGCUUCAUCUAAUUCGGAUGUACUAGAUUUAAGAGAAUCAAACGAUAAAGCUCAUGAAGAAGAGAAUGGAGAGAAUUCUGUGCCAAAGCGGCCAGGUAUGGAUUUAUUCAAAGCUAUUUUCGCCGAUUCUUCUUCGGAUGAAUCCGAGGCGUCAAGCGAUGAGGACGAAGUCGGUAAAGAAAAGGGAGCCGAAGAUGUAUUGAUCACUACUUCGGAAAACAAAUCGCCUGAAGUGGCUUCGCGGAGCCAUGUCGAUGAAAGAACCAAAGAAAACAGUUCGAGAGAAAAUGUUUCAAAUGAUAAAACUUUAUAUAAAGAAUUGCGCAUCAAACCUAUUGAAAGAGAGGAACAUAGACCGUCUGAAAUGCAGAUUGUAUCCGUGAAAAACAACGAUAAAGAGAGAGCGGACACAUCUCCUGAAAGUUUCGGGCCGGCACUACCGCCCUCUCUCAACAAGACAACCUCUUCGUAUUCUUUCUCUGAAGAAAAACGUAACGUUGACCAUGAGAAAACUAAGGAAGACUCUGACCGAAGGAGACGCAACGAUAAAUACAAAGAAACAAAGAAGCGUUAUUCCGAAUCCUCAGACAGCGAGGAAGAAUAUCGGGAUAAACAUAAACCCAGACGUAAAUCGAAGAAAAAACACAAGCACAAACACAGAAGUAAACAUCGAUACGAAGAAAAGGAGAGACUUGAACCGAAAACGAAGAGAACGGACGAGUUAAGUAAACCUUUAGAACAAAGCCGCGAGUCGAACGAUAAACAGAUUCUUGAUAAGUUGAAGAAUCUUCAGAAUUUAAAAACGGGGAAGAGAAUGCGAGCUUCUGAUUUUAUGUAAAAGAGCAAUCCUUUUGUGUUCACCUAAAUGUAAUUUAAGAUUCUACCACUCCCCUGCCUAAAAUUUCGUUUUAAAGGUAGUAAAGACAUUUUGGUGGCGUCGAAUGACUUGCAAGGAGACGCCGCUAAGCACAAUGUCAAGAAAAAGUUGUUUUGCUCUUAAUCGAUCGAUUAAAAAAAAGGCUGAAAUAAGAUAUACUUUGCAAUGGAGGCGUUUCGUGUAGCACUCUCUAUCAAGCUGUAAGAGAUGAAGAAAACAUAUUUAUUUCUUCAAAAUUUCCGAAAAACAAAAUUUGAAUGUGUCUGUCACAGUGAUUGUAUGAAAUGCUUUAAGAUUUCCAUGAAAACUUGUGAGCAUUUAUUAAACCAUUGAAAGGUGAAUUUGGUUUCAUCAACUGAGAUAGUAAUAUAAAUCGGCCACCCUAUUGCGUUGCUAGCGUUAGUCCUUCGCUCUUAGAAUUUAAGAAAGGAAAAUCGCCUGUACGGUUUGUGAUUUAUGGUCACUCGUGAUGUUUUGAAAAGUUUUCAAAUUGCACUCGCCGGCAACAACUUACGCAAUAUUACGUAAGCUCAAAAACAUCAUCACUCGUAGCUACGCGUCACGAAAGUCGCUCGUGUUCCAUCUAUUUCUUACACUUAGAAGCCAAGGACACUUAGUGGCUCUUGCCGAAUUGACAAUAUUUAGUUGUAUAUUAGUCAGUGAAACAAACGCUUCGAAUCUUGACAUCAUCAAAUCUAUACAGCGCCAGAAUCCCCGAUCCAUGAGACUUAAAAUCUGCAUAAAAACAAGGCUAUACCAACCGCACUUUCGUAUGAUUCUACUGCUCUUCAAGCUAACCCAAAGAAAAUCAAAUAAGCUGUCAGCUGAUAACCCUUCUUUUUUUUAAAUAUUGAAGAAAAUAAAGUUUAUUUAGCAUUCAGUAAUUUUAUUUUACGUCAAGGUUUAAGUGGCAAGUCAACAUUAAAUCAAGUGGUGGUUAUUGGAACCAAAA